AAUGCAAGGCACUUAAAAGAAUAGAGAGGAUAAUAAUUCAUCUAGAAGUAGAAGUGAAUCUCCUUUAAGUCAGGAAGAAUAAGAAAGAAGAAAGAAAUUACCAGUUUAUGAAAGAACAUUAGAAGAAAAGAUAAUGAGUAAAAAAAUCAAAGCUGUUGAAAAGGAUAGAUUAAUUAAAGUGUUUAAUGCACUAAUUCAAUUAGAGCCUAAAAGAAUUGAAUAAGAAAUGGAUGGGAAUAAGACUACAGAUGGUGAUACUAAACUUGGAAAAUAAAAAAGAAAGAAAUCCAAUGAACCAAAAUUUUCAGCUAAAGCUAUUUAUGCAAUGAUGAAAAAGUUAAAAUAUACUCCUGUUGGUGAUGAAGUAGAAAGAAUGAUAUGGGAAAUAGAUGAAGAUUUGGAUGAAUAAAUUAGUUGGUAUGAAUUUCAAUUAAUGUUCAAAAGAUGCAUUAAAGAUACUUCUUAUCUAGAACCAAGGUAUAUUAUUAAUUAAAUUAAAGAGGUUUAUUUAACUUUGUACAAUUUUUAAUGUAUGCUUAUGACAAAGAAGCUAUAAAAAAUACUAUAACUGUCGAAGACACUUUGGAAUUAUUAUAUGUGAGAUGUGGUAGAUAAAAUCUAGAUGGAGAAAUAUUCAAAAUAUUUGGUUAAGAUGAAAAGACAGCUGAUGGAUAAGAAAAAGAAAUUACAUAUUCUGAUUAUUUAGUUUAGAUGAAAAAAAAAGACUUUAACAAUUGGACUGAAUUAGAAAAUAAGAAAAAGAAAUAUGAUCCUUCUAAAGAAUAAAUCCUUAAUAAAAAAGAUUGA
Messenger RNA from Paramecium pentaurelia, 807 nucleotides. NCBI's taxonomy places the organism in Eukaryota, Ciliophora, Oligohymenophorea, Peniculida, Parameciidae. The record is from the annotation of a GenBank genome assembly.